AUGGCUCGUGUGUACUCCUCCAGCGGCCGCUUGACGUUUGCUGCCGCCUCCGCUUUGUGGGUGUGGGCUGCCUGCACGGCCUUCGUGUCUUCCGGCAACGGAGUGAAGGGACUGCGCGGUGUGGAGCGCAACUCCCACGCCGAGUAUGCCCCCUUCCCAACAAGCCAGGAGACGGGCGAACCUGGCGCCCGCAGCAGCCUGACGUCUGGACUUCAAGCGGUGCUUUUGGCAGGGGUAUUUGGAUUGGUUGUGGGUCUUGCCCCGGUUCGGGCAGAGGAGGCUGCCGCUCCGGCAGAGGCACCUGCAGCGCCAUCGGGCGCUGAUGUGACGGAGAUCCUCUCCAACCAGCUGAAGAACAAGGAUGCUGGCCGUACUGCAGGAGUGAGCCGAUCCAAGGCAAGGAAGACCCUUCAGAAGAAGACGUCAUCGGUGGCAGAGUCUACUUCCAAGGUUGGCGUCAGUGUUUCUCAGGACCCAGAGACUGGCAAGAAGAAGCGAGUCAUCUUCUCUCCUGCAGACGAGUUGGAUGAGGAUGAGCUGUCCCCGACUCGCCCGAACCAGCCUUUGCUCGCCCUGAUCUUCGCCACCCCUGUGACGAUCUACCUGACCUUCUAUGUGCUGGGUUCCCUCAACAUCAUCUGA
Effrenium voratum is the source of this 642-nucleotide messenger RNA. Lineage: Eukaryota; Dinophyceae; Suessiales; Symbiodiniaceae. The record is from the annotation of a GenBank genome assembly.